AGUCUAGGCUUGGGGCAACAAUGUAGCAGACUCCACCUAAGUCCCUUUGGCCCUGUGUGAUGUAAACAGUCUAGAACUUCAAGCCUCCUAAGCUUCCAGCCAGUUUAUUUUCAACCAAAGCCAUCUCACCUGGGAGCAAACCCUCCCUGACCAUGCUUGACCCCAAAGUCCUCGAAGUCCCCGCUGUGAUAUUUGAUAAUGGCUCUGGACUGUGCAAGGCGGGCAUUGCUGGGGAUAAUGUCCCCCGGUCAGUCAUCACCGCCAUCGUCGGCCGCUCCAAAGCCAAAGCCACUAUGUUGGGAGCUGGACAGAAGGAGUAUUAUGUCGGAGAAGAGGCGCAGUCCAAGCGAGGGGUGCUGUCCCUGAACUAUCCCAUCGAUCAUGGCAUCGUGACUUCCUGGGAUGACAUGGAACAUAUCUGGAGGCACGUCUAUGAGUGUGAGCUGAGAAUCCAGGCCAAUGAGCACCCGGUUCUGCUGACAGAGGCUCCACUCAACCCUCUGCAGAACAGAGAAAAGAUGACAGAGAUUAUGUUUGAAAGCUUUAAGGUGCCCGCCAUGUACGUGGCUGUCCAAGCCACACUGGCCCUCUACGCCUCGGCCCGGACCACAGGAAUAGUCAUGGACAGUGGAGAUGGGGUCACCCACACCGUACCCAUCUACGAGGGUUACUGCUUGCCCCACGCGGUUUCCCGACUCGAUGUUGCAGGCCGGGAUAUCACCGAGUACCUCAUGAGACUUCUGUUGGAAAGCGGACAUUCCUUUGUGAGCACUGCCGAGAGAGAGAUAGUGAAAGACAUUAAGGAGAGACUGUGCUAUGUGACCUUUGACCCCAUUCAGGCCAUGAAAAUUAAGUCAGAAGAAAUCCUCAAAGAGUAUAAGUUGCCGGAUGGGAAUAUUAUCAAGAUCGGCAACCAGCUCUUCCGAGCCCCUGAGACCCUGUUUAUGCCAUCAAACAUUGGCAUUGAAGCCCCUGGGGUCCACAAGAUGCUCUUUAACAGUAUUCGAAAAUGUGACAUUGACGUUCGGAAAAACCUUUAUAGCAAUAUCUUACUUUCUGGAGGUUCCACACUCUUCCACGGUCUGGAUGAGCGGAUUCUGAAAGAGAUCCAGCUCCAGGCUCCUGGGGGAAUCUCAGUCAGAAUCAUUGCCCCGCCAGAACGGAAGUAUUGUGUGUGGAUCGGAGCUUCCAUCCUUACCUCCCUCACAUCUUUCAAACAUAUGUGGAUCACUACUUCGGAUUACAAGGAGUUUGGCCCCACCAUGGUUCACCGAAAAUGUUUCUAAUAAGAGUGAGAGACUCCUCCCCACCCCUACCCUCCCCACACACAUACGAGUGGAGUCUCAAGAGAUCAGAGGGGUCUGUGUCAGGAAGUUGCGGACCAGUGAACUACCUGCAUGCCGCCCGUCGCCGUUGGUGUUUGAAGUAGCUGGACAAAGUUUAAAGAAAAAUAAAGAUUUGAAACCAACCAG
This is a messenger RNA of Trichosurus vulpecula (common brushtail), 1472 nucleotides long. RefSeq names its product actin-85C-like. Bases 153 to 1286 code for a protein of 377 amino acids. NCBI's taxonomy places the organism in Eukaryota, Metazoa, Chordata, Mammalia, Diprotodontia, Phalangeridae. The record is from RefSeq and is a predicted model, not a curated record. The transcript has a single exon.